AUGCCAGCGGGACAGCGGCUGCGGGCAGCAUUGAAGCCGCCCGAGGUAGGGACACUCCGUGCCGAGCGCCGUGCCAUUAUUCGACCACGCGAGGAGGUUGAGGAGCCUGUCGAGCCGACACGGAAACGAACAGCCGAGUUGCGGCCGGCCGCGGGGAACGACGGCGACUCGGGGGAUCCGACCGAGGAAGACGUGUUACUACAGGAAGGCUGCCGGUGCCUCCGAAGGCAUGGGAGAUGUACGUGCCAAGAGGAUCAGGAGUGGUUGGACUCCAAGCGAAAGCGGCCUGCGAAGUACACACCGCCUCAUGCCAGGCGCGCGGUGCUGCAGCCCGCCGCGGAGCCCCCCGAAGCCGAGCCUUCGAAGUGCAGCUGCCUUCGCCGCCACGGCCGCUGCACCUGCCAGGCGGAUGACCGUUGGCUUCAGAAGAAGCGGCGCUGCCUCGCUCCCUACGUACCACCCUUCCGGAAAACUCGCGAGAGCGAGCUCGAGAGGAAGCGCCAGGAAAUCGCAGCCAAAGCCGAGGAAGGCGAGCCGCCUCCUCCCCUGGCGCCCAACAUGCGAACCCUGGCGCGGCGCUGGGCGCCGCAGCUCGAGAACAUCGGGCGCUUCCGGUUCAACCCACUGCAGAUCGAGGGCAGCAUCUUGCUGGACGAACCUGGAACUGAGGCCGAAUGUACAGAGUCGGCCUUCAGAUGCCAAGGGCUGAAAGCUUUGCCAGUGGUGCAGUCCGGGAGCUACCAGUUCGAGGUGGAGCUGCUGCGCAGCUGCCAGCUUGCGGUGGGCUGGAGCGGUGCCAUGUCCCUGGCCACGGCGUGGGAUCACCAGGCUUUCGGCUACUCCUCCGAUGCGCGUGCCAUCCACAAUGGCGAGGCAGAAGACUUUGGACUCCCUUUCGGGCAGGCCGGAGACAUAGUUGGAGCCACCGUGCGAUGGGCGAAAGGCUGUCAGGUGGCGAUCUCCUUCGCCCUGAACGGGCGAGAUCUGGGCGUGGCUUUCGAGUUUGGAAGCGAGGCGGAGGGAGCGAUCCCCUUGCAGCCACAGGUCACGCAAAGCGCCUCAGGUCUACCCUUGCACGUGCGCCUGCGCGGCAUGCCGGAUUCGCCCCUGGCCUUUCCUCAGGCUGGGACCAGGCCCUUGGGCGCGGUCUUGGACUCCGACUUCUGCCCCUUCAGCCGGGCCGUCUCCGAGGCAUCGACGGAGCGGGUCGCCGCCUCGAUAACGGAGGACCAGCUUCAAGCCUUUCACGUGCCAGACUCGCAUGUGGUGGAGCUCUACGACUUGCCAGAAGGAUCAUCCAGGGGCUCCACUGAGAAUGGGUGCGCAAGGUCCAGGUGGUUGGCAUCCUGUUUGGCGCAGCAGCUCUCGUUGCCGAAGUCUUCCUGGCCGAGUGCCAUCUGCGUCCGCGAGACAUCCGAGGGAGCCUCCACAGCAGUUGUGGCGCUGCGGAGGGCAACGCAUGCCUGCGAGCUGCUGACGAGGGCUGCUGAAGGCACCCUCGGCUCUGGAGACACCUUCCUCCAGGUCCGCGCCUUGACCUCCGCCACGGCGGCCACCAGGGAGAGGUGCCGGGGUCAUGAGCAGGUCAAUGGCUUUGUCGAGCAGUUUUUGGGAGAACUCACGGCAAUUUGGGAAUGCUAG
Molecule: messenger RNA, 1641 nt
Organism: Symbiodinium necroappetens
Lineage: Eukaryota; Dinophyceae; Suessiales; Symbiodiniaceae
Source: the annotation of a GenBank genome assembly